This is a messenger RNA of Topomyia yanbarensis, 2721 nucleotides long. RefSeq lists its product as uncharacterized. NCBI's taxonomy places the organism in Eukaryota, Metazoa, Arthropoda, Insecta, Diptera, Culicidae. The record is from RefSeq and is a predicted model, not a curated record. The transcript has 6 exons. Gene Ontology annotation, molecular function: nucleic acid binding. Bases 448 to 2613 code for a protein of 721 amino acids.
UUCUAAUAGGUAGAUCCGAGGUGAAGCUCGGCCUUUUCUCACUUUCAUCUUGCGCCAAAGAAUCAGGAUGCUCGUUCGUUCACUUCAAGGGCCCCGGCCGCCAUGCUUAAUUUUGCAAGUAUUAAACUAAUACACUCAAAAUCGUCAAAUGUUCCCACCUUUCUCCCAUCUUGGGUUGGGAUGUAGUCUUUAUACAUUUCAGCGUCGUUAAUAAAUCUUUUAAUUUGUAAUUUAUUGAUAGGCAGAACGUAAACUUUUGAGUUACAGAGACUUUGUAUCAAGUCAAGGAAGAUGGACAUUUUGUUUAGUACAACAGGUUACCGUGCGAAUAAUUAAUAAAUUACAUUUUAGAAACCCUUGAACGACGAGAAAUUUAUUUUGUGAACUUUAAUUUUCAUAUCAGUUCAAGACCAAUAAGUAUCACCUAAUUUGCAAAACCGAAAAGAUAUGUUGACUCCUGAUGUUUCAUCCGACUGGGAUAUCGAUGCUCACCGCACCUACUAUGAGCCUACGGAACACUGGGACCUCCGUCGCUGCUUCAUGGAGAAGCAUCGUCAUUGGAUUCCAGAAGAUGAACUGGUGUGUCUUGCACAAGUUUUUGUCAACGUAGAACUGCUACAUUGUCGGUACCCUCCGGCAACGAUGGAACGUUUGGCGCAGCUGUCUGCUGGCAUCGCCGAUGAGUACAGAGCUUCACGGAACAAUUGUCUGCGGCGAACGUUCGUAUCAGCUUCCGACGCGGCACAUUCGAAAGUGCACAAUACUAUCGGUCCGAAAGUUGUUGCUCGGCAUAGCGUUGAACCCUCUUUCCAAAAUUCUGAAUCUCGUACGAUAUCGUUACAAAAGAAUGAGGAUCCACCGCAGACUUCGGUUCUUGUACGAACGCCUACGUUCAAACCCGUUGUGCCAAUCAGAAGCAUCGACGAUGUUUAUAACAAUAUCAUUCUACUUGAUAACGAUCCGAAUGCAACGAUAGCUGCUUUCAAUAGCCUAGGAUGUGAGCAGCAGAUGACAAUUCUCAAUAUGCAAAAUUCUGCCGGUCAGAAUGUGGUGAAAUUGCAAGUUGGUGAUUACGUGCUGGUCGAAAGUACGUUUGGCGCACUGGAACCAGUUGAGUUGCGCUCCAGGCAGAUAAUCUGCGAGGAAUUGAGUAAACAUUGUUUCAAACUUAUACGUAUUAAAUUCAUCUCCGAUUUAAACGGUGAAAUAAAACGCCACAAAGUAAGUGCAAUCAGUAACAGUAUCGUAAGAAGACACGCAAAGGCGAACAGUGCACCUUCAUCGUCAGUUAAUUUAGAAGAUUCAACAAAGCUUGGCGAAGACAAUCUAGGCUUCCAGCUGCUUCGACGACUUGGUUGGGAGGGCGGACCUCUGGGUCAAAACGGUAGGGGGAUUAUAGAUCCUAUCGGCUGUUACAUUAAGGUCGCGCGGUUUAGUCAGGAAAAGAAAACGGACCGCAGGCAUGAUGACUACUAUAUCGAUGUUGAGUUUUACCGAGAUACGUUGCGAAAUUUCCGAAAGAACGGUGUAGAGUACGAUUUGGUGUUCAGCAAAGAAUUUACCAAGCGUGAACGUCGAUUAUUAUCCGACAUGGCGAAAGAGGAGCAUUUAAAGACACUUACGGUCAGCCAGUCAAAAAGACAAACGAAUCUAAUCGUGCUUGGAAAGGAGCUAGCGCCUCAUGAACUUCUUGAACGUAUCAUUAUUGAUAAGGAUCCAAUUUUUUGCAAUCUUUACCAUGUGGAAUAUCCGCAGGUGGAAAAAACAGAGAGUUCACCAGAACCAAACAAGCACAGCAUCGAAAUCCUGCCUGCAUCAUUUACUUCAAUUUGCGAGAAAAUAGCGGAGCCGCCAUCGGAUUUCGAACCACGUACUUGUGAUUUUAGGCCACUGCCGGAGAUCAAAUCUAUCUCGGAUAUUUACCACAGUAUUGUGUUGAUAGGAUCUAAUUUCAAACAUACACAGCACUUUUUUGGGCAACUGAAUUGCGGGCAGCUAGAACUGAGCACCACAGUAGGAGUGCAUGACAUGUUUACAGGUCAAAUUCAAUUCGGCGAGCACAUAAUUGCCAGAGUCAGCGCAAAUAGCAAAAAAGCGGCCGAGGUGGGUGUUAUGCGAUAUUUUAUGAGACAGUUAAGAGCCUGGUGCUACCGUAUUAAGAAAAAUCCCAUAACUCGCAGAAAUAGUAAACUUAGUAAAGCUUGCCGAACGAUUCACAAGCAAGACAACAACAACAGACCGCUUCGGGCAAAAAAGUACGUCACUAGGGAUCUGGACAAGUCAAAAGCGUUCGAUUAUACACAUUAUUGUAAUAUGAUUAAAACGUUGCACGACACAGGAUGCCAAUAUGACCUCGUUUUUUGUCCCGAGUUUACACAUAUUGAGCUUAGCAUCUUCCGGGGUUUUGCCGAUCAGAAUAAUAUAAAAUCAUGCAUGUUGGGAAAAAAUAAAAAAGAUGCACAACAUUUGGUUGUUUUUGGGCGCCCUCUGUUAGCUAUGGGGAUAUUGCAACAUAUUCUGGUCCAAAAAGAUCCCAUUUUCAGCGAAGCUUUUAUUGUACAACAUCCCAACAAAACAGUCAUAUGCGAAGGAACGGACUCAGAAUCUGAUUAGUUUUUUUUGUACAGAGUAAUAAAAAUAUUAAAAACGGAUACUUGAAGUGAAAUUAUUUAAAAUGGAUUAAAGUAAUAAAUAAUUCAACAUAAAGUUGGAUCCAUGCGG